Molecule: messenger RNA, 4637 nt
Organism: Amphiprion ocellaris (clown anemonefish)
Lineage: Eukaryota; Metazoa; Chordata; Actinopteri; Pomacentridae
Gene: hyou1
Product: hypoxia up-regulated 1
Exons: 24
Coding region: 201-3161 (986 amino acids)
Biological process (GO): negative regulation of hypoxia-induced intrinsic apoptotic signaling pathway; endoplasmic reticulum unfolded protein response; cellular response to hypoxia
Cellular component (GO): endoplasmic reticulum chaperone complex
Molecular function (GO): ATP-dependent protein folding chaperone; ATP binding
Source: RefSeq, a predicted model, not a curated record
CAAUGAGGUGACGCCGCGUUCCGGGCCCAACUGCUGAGAGCAAGCCGGUGAUAAGGGAACUAAAACUAGCAAGUGUGACAACAAAGAAGCUCCGAAUCAAGGCAGCACCGGGAAAACUAACCUCAGAACCCGCCCGGAACAGCACGACCUGUUGGUAGCCUCUUGAGACUUUCAUUAGUGCCGCCUAAAGAAAGCUCGUCAUGGGGGAUAGGAAACUGGUGCUGGUUGCCCUCUCUUGCCUUGUUCUGGUAUUGUUGCCUUCUCACACAGUAAGUGUAGCUGUCAUGUCAGUUGACCUGGGAAGUGAGUGGAUGAAAAUGGCUAUAGUGAAACCUGGUGUGCCAAUGGAGAUUGUUCUCAACAAAGAGUCAAGGAGAAAAACACCCACAGUUGUAUGUCUUAAGGAGAAUGAGAGGCUUUUUGGAGACAGUGCACUGGGAGUGUCUGUGAAGAACCCCAAAACUGUCUAUAGGCACCUCCAAAGUCUUCUGGGUAAAAAGCACGACAACCUGCAGGUGGAGCUCUACCAGAAACGUUUCCCUGAGCACCACUUAGAGGAGGACCCAGUGAGAGGCACAGCUUACUUUAAAAACUCAGAGGAAAUGCAGCACACACCUGGGGAGCUGCUGGGCAUGGUGCUCAAUUAUUCACGCGGUCUGGCUCAGGACUUUGCGGAACAACCAAUCAAAGAUGCAGUGAUCACCGUCCCAGCCUUCUUCAACCAGGCGGAGCGCAGGGCAGUCCUGCAGGCUGCACAGAUGGCAGGUCUAAAGGUCCUUCAGCUCAUCAACGACAACACAGCCGUGGCCUUGAACUAUGGGGUCUUCAGGAGGAAAGAUAUCGACAGCACAGCUAAGAAUGUGAUGUUUUACGAUAUGGGCUCAGGCAGCACUACUGCCACUAUUGUCACCUAUCAGACGGUCAAGUCGAAGGAGGCUGGCACCCAACCCCAGUUACAGAUCCGAGGUGUCGGGUUUGAUCGUGGGCUGGGAGGCUUUGAGAUGGACCUGCGACUCCGGGACCACCUGGCCAAACUGUUCAAUGAACAGAAGAAGAGCAAGAAAGAUGUGAGGGAGAACCACCGGGCUAUGGCCAAGCUCCUCAAAGAGGCUCAGAGGCUCAAGACUGUACUCAGUGCCAAUGUGGACUUCAUGGCUCAAGUGGAAGGUUUGAUGGAUGACAUCGACUUCAAAGCUAAGGUGACCAGGGCUGAGUUUGAACAAUUGUGUGCUGAUCUUUUUGAAAGAGUGCCUCGCCCAGUGCAGGAUGCCCUGACUGCAGCUGAAAUGAAGCUGGAUGAAAUUGAGCAGGUGAUUUUAGUUGGUGGUUCCACACGUGUCCCCAAGGUCCAGGAAGUGCUGCUCAAAGCUGUGGGGAAAGAGGAGCUGGGCAAGAACAUCAAUGCAGAUGAGGCAGCAGCCAUGGGCGCCGUGUACCAGGCUGCUGCCCUCAGCAAGGCCUUCAAAGUCAAACCUUUCCUGGUCCGAGAUGCAGCUGUCUUCCCAAUUCAGGUGGAGUUCAACCGGGAGGUGGAGGAGGAGGGGAUCAAAAGCCUGAAACACAACAAACGAAUCCUGUUCCAGAGGAUGGCACCAUAUCCUCAGCGCAAGGUCAUUACAUUCAAUCGCUAUAGUGACGACUUCGCUUUCGACAUCAACUACGGCGACCUCAGCUUCCUGAGUCAGGAGGACCUCAGUGUAUUUGGCUCUCUGAACCUGACCACAGUCAAACUGUCUGGAGUGGGCAGCAGCUUUCAGAAGCACUCAGAUGCCGAGUCAAAAGGAAUCAAAGCCCAUUUCAACAUGGAUGAAAGUGGUGUGCUUCUGCUGGAUCGGGUGGAGUCUGUCUUUGAAACCAUUGUGGAGGAGAAAGAAGAGGAAUCAACUUUAACUAAACUUGGUAACACAAUUUCCACCUUGUUUGGAGGAGGAUCCUCAGAACCUGCCCCAAAUGUAACUGAACCUGUCCAGGACGAAGAGGAAAUACUUCCAGAGUCUGGAAAGGAUAACAAGAAUGAGGAUGGCAAUAAUGAGGCACAGAAGGAUGAGGCUACCAAGGAGAAGCAGGAAGAUUUGGAGAAAAGUGCAGGUGAAGAGAAAAGCCAGGAGAAAACAGAGGAGGCAGGCAGCAAGAACGAAGCCAAGGAGGAGAAAGACGAAGAGAAAUCUGGAAACGCAGAGGUGGAGAAGGAUGCAGAGAAGAAGGCGAAACCUCAGAAAAAGAGCAAGAUCUCUGAAGACAUAACAGUGGAACUUGUAAUCAAUGACAUCCUCGAUCCCACUGCUGAAGACCUCACUUUGUCUAAAAAGAAGCUGCAGGAUUUGACAGACAGGGAUCUGGCCAAACAGGAACGGGAAAAAACACUGAACAGUCUGGAAGCUUUCAUUUUUGAGACACAAGACAAACUCUACCAGGAGGAUUACCAGCAGGUGGUGACGGAGGAGGAGAAGGAGCAGAUCUCAGCCAAGCUGAGGGAGGCGUCUGAGUGGAUGGACGAGGACGGCUAUGCUGCCACCACCAAGCAGCUAAGAGAGAAGCUGUCUCAGCUGAAGAGUCUGUGCAAGGACAUGUUUUUCAGGGUAGAGGAGCGACGCAAGUGGCCAGACCGUCUUGCUGCCCUGGACAGCUUGCUCAACACCUCCAGCUUCUUCUUGAGGAGUGCCAGACUGAUCCCAGAGGAUGACCAGAUCUUUACUGAAGUUGAGCUAAAUAUGUUAGAAAAAGUCAUCAAUGAAACAACGAUGUGGAAGAAUGAGACGGUAGCAGACCAAGAGAAACGCUCUCCACAGGAACGGCCAGUCCUGCUGUCCAAAGACAUAGAGUCCAAGCUGGCUCUGUUGGAUCGAGAGGUUAACUACUUGCUCAAUAAGGCCAAAUUUGCCAAGCCCAAGUCUAAACCCAAAGCCAAGAACAGCACAAGCACUAAUAAAAACAAUAAGACCAACGACACAUCUGAAGAAAAAAUCAUCCCUCCGACAGAGGAGAGCACAGACACAAAGAGUGAAAGCCCAGAAGAGGUCCAGCCAGGCGACGCUCCUCCCACCGAGGAGAGCACUCUACAUGCAGAUUCAGAAAGCCAGUCACAGCCCACAGAAGAAGUGACAACUCCAGGACCAACAGAGAAGGCCCAACCUGAAAACCACAUAGAAGAUGAAUUAUAACAGCUGGAACUGAAAAAAAAAAUCACUAUAUUUAUUGACAGUGUAUAAAUGUUCAAGUUCCCUCUCGCGCUGUUUUUUCUCCAUUUGUUUUCUCCGUUUUAUCGUUAUUGCCCGUUUUGUUGAGCUGCUGGAAGCUGAUUGGAUACAGACUGGAAACGACUCGUCUUGCCCUCCCCGCCUCCUCAUUUUGUUCCUCCUGCAGUUUAUCUCUUUUGCCUUUCAUGGAUUCUAUAAGCAACAGACACCGAGACACCACGAAGAACCAGUUCAACAGAAAAUGAAGCCCCAGACUGCCAUGGUGGAGACGGUGUCCAAACAAAACGCUUAUAUCCGACAUCAUGAUCUCAUCCAUACUGGCACAGAGGGAGGUGAAAUCAUUUAAAAAAAACUAUGGACAGCUGACAAAAGCAGGCACUGUCCUCCUCUGGUUUGUCAUUUCAUCUCCUGAUGUAUUGUUGUCAGGGUUAGCAUAUGUCUGAACUGUGGUGAGUCAGUGCACUAUUUAAUGGUUACAGCUCACAGGAUUCUCAGUGGAUAGAAUCAUGGUUUUUUAUUGUUGUUUUCGAUGCCAACCUGCAAUUUAUUUGGCUGCAUAAAUCAUAAGUAUGUUUGCAGUAAUGCUACAAAGUGGAAUCAAAUGUCUUGUACAUUCAUCAUGUUCAAAAAUACAUGUUUUGAAUGAAAAGCAUUGCUAAUAUGGUGAGUCAUAACAUUAACUAUGAAUUUUUCCUUAUUUCGACUGAUUGGGCAGGAUGGUCAUGGGGAAGUCAUGUUACACUUAUUGACUAGGAUUUUAGGAGCAGCAAUUCACAAGUCAGUGACAAAAUUUCCUGUCAUCCAGGUAAAUUUGGAGAACAAUGGCCAGUGUUAUGCAUGAUUCAGAAAUGCUGCAUAUCACUUAACGUGCAGAUCCUGAAGUGAUAAAACCCUUACAUUUCCAUUUUUGAGUUUGCUUUGCUUGGCGAAACUUUAUUCCUCCAUCGCCAUUUUAGAGUUUUUAAAAAACACAGUCAGACCUGAUAGAAGAUGGUGCAAAAAAACAGGUGCAUGCUGGGGUCCAUCAAGUAGCUCCUGUCUGCACGAUGAGAACAAAUUAUUAAACUGGACCACCAAACAGGGUUGAUCUGGCAUUUUAGGAGCCUCCACAUAUCUGCUUCCCGUUGUUCUGAUGUAGCUGGUUUCUGAAUGAGUUUUUCUACUGAUGCUUGAAUGUGUUUGACAGCAGACAAACUCCAUGACUUCAAAGUCUCACAAGCUGCUAGAAGAGGUGGUGUAUUAAUGUUGUCUUUUUUUUCCCUUUCUGUUUUUUUUUUUUUUUUUUUUUUAUCCCGACACGUUCUGUGGUGCAGGUUCUUGCUUUGUGUUCGCAGCACUCUGGAUUAUUUGAAUAAUUGAAGAAAACACCUGGUCAGGCAUGGGAGAUGCAAACAAUGUUGUAUUUCUAAACUGUUAAUAAAGAAUAAUUUUUGUUUUUAA